AUGGGAUCCAACAGUAGCAAAGCCACUUCCUCUACAACUUCUUCUUCUGCUUCAAGAAAUUUCAGGAAGAGGAGUCGCUCUAAGGCUCUCAGAGGGUUUCAUUCUUAUUGCCUUGGAACUAGUUCUGGAUCUCAAGACAGUGAUGAUGAAGACCAGAUCUGUGAUAGUAAUAAAGUAGAUGGCAGUGUUGUUACAUAUACUGAUGGCAAUCUAUCAGACUCAGAUGCGGUGAAAUCGAAAUCUCUAAGAAAGGUUAAAACUGGUGACAGUGAGAAUACUUGUAUGCCUAACAUCAAUCUUGGUGAGUGGAGUGAAACAAGGAUCCGCGACACUUCAUCUGGAAGUCGCACCAGCUCUGUGCACGCUUCUGCAACUUAUUCGUUGAAUCCAACAAGUCGAUUCCUCUCUCGACUUAGGAGAUUUACUAGUUCAAGGUCAUCAAGGCCUUGUCCGGUUUCGUCUCCAAGUUUCUCAAUAUUUGACAAUGAGGAUGAUGCAUCAGGAUCAGGUUUGCCUUGUUGCAACAUGCAGAGAAAUCCUAGUUGUGGCAUUGGUGCGAGUGACGAGUUGGAUGUGAACUUGUUUUCUUCGAGAAUUCAAGCAGAGAUGGAUACUAUUGAGACUAGGCAUAUAGAUCGACGAAAUAGAGUUCGAGAACCACUUGAACAUAAUGUUCGUUUUAGUCGAACUUUAAGUGUUGGAAGGCUUCGUGACAGAGUUCUUCGCCGAUCAACAUCAUCUAACCUUACCUCAUUCCCUCUACGACAAGAGAGAGAACUGAGAGAUGAUAGUCAGAAUACUCGAAUGCAAACAGUGGAGCCAGAUUCAAGAGUUUCACCAUCCAAUCUCUCUUCUCUCCAGCGCUAUCCGUCUUCCCUUAACCUCCUCAUCAGUACCCCUGCCUGUUUCAUCUUCUCACUCAGAACCCAUGGAAACCAAGAUCGGACAGAAUGCUGGAAUCGUUCAUUGGCAACAUCUGCAAAUAGCCAGUCCCAGACACAGGGUUUUGUCUUUGGCACUAUAAGUGGGUCUACCAUUGGUACUUUGGCACCUAAUGCUACCGGUGGGUUUGCAACUUCAACUCAGAGUCAUUUCAACUCAGAGUCAGUCUGUGGCAUUUGGUUCAUCUGCACUAUACCUCUUUCUUUAUGCAACAUUCUACUUCUUCACCAAGCUUGA
This is a messenger RNA of Vicia faba (fava bean), 1179 nucleotides long. NCBI's taxonomy places the organism in Eukaryota, Viridiplantae, Streptophyta, Magnoliopsida, Fabales, Fabaceae. The record is from the annotation of a GenBank genome assembly.